CCUCAGGACAAGAUGCAGAAGUUUAUUUCUAUGAUUGAGGAGAAUGGAAUCAGUCUUCAGGAACCACAAGUGUAUGAAGCUGAGAAUCUGCACAGAAAUACAUAUUACAGCCUGGACAAGGAGAGAGUUAAACCCUGGACUAUACUUGAAUAGAACUGUAUUAAAUACAUAUUACAGUCUAGACAAGGAGAGAGUUAAACCCUAGACUAUACUUGAAUAGAACUGUAUUAAAUACAUAUUACAGUCUGGACAAGGAGAGAGUUAAACCCUGAACUAUACUUGAAUAGAACUGUAUUAAAUACAUCGACCCCUACAUACGAAGACUACUUUUAGACUCGGUUUCAAAUAGUCUAAUUAACAUGAAACACAGCAAUUUUGCAGGGUGCAACUACAGUGUACAGUGUACAGUUGUACACAAACCCAAUUAACCUUAAUAAAUUUAUUUUCAAGCGACUUGUACAAUUAUAUGCUUUAUAGCUCCAACAAAUAAAACUGUUAAAACGCUGUCCUCUUUUUUUCCACAGUUUUAUGGGUCUCACUCGUUUUCCCAUCUUUAAUUUAUUUAAUUAUUAAAUUGAAUUUUAUAAAGAUUAUUCUCUUUCAGACAAGAUGGGGGAAGAUGAAUUCCCAGAAGGACAGAAAGCGCACAGGAAGCGAAGUGCUGGAAAGAAAGCUGAGAAAAAGAAAGUUAAAACUCCUAUUCAGAAGGAUGCAGAGAAGCAGAGAAAUCCCAAGGCGUUUGCGGUUCAGAAUAUAACAAAGGCGGAACGGCGUGUAAGGCGUAAGGAGGAUAUAUCUGAGAAAAGAAAGCAUCAACCCGUGGUUGACCGUACACCCCUGGAGCCACCACCAAUUAUUGUUGCUAUUGUGGGACCUCCUAAGGUUGGGAAGAGUACCCUUCUUCAAUGUUUGGUGAGAAACUUCACUAGGCAAACUCUCAACAAUAUUCAGGGUCCAGUAACAGUAAUAUCUGGUAAGAAGCGAAGGCUAACUCUGAUUGAGUGCAACAAUGAUAUCAACUCUAUGAUCGACGUGGCCAAGGUUGCAGAUCUAGUUCUUCUACUGGUUGAUGCUAGUUUCGGGUUUGAGAUGGAGAUAUUUGAGUUCCUCAAUAUUUGUCAAGUUCAUGGUUUCCCCAGAAUAAUGGGUGUUCUGACGCACUUGGAUACCUUUAAAAAUAACAAGGGAUUACAGAGAACCAAGAAGAAUCUGAAACACAGAUUUUGGACUGAAGUUUACCAGGAUUUGACACUGAAACACUUUCUUAGUUUAUAUGAAUGUGAGUCCGGGCUAUCUCCCUUACCUUAUGUCUUAUUCUGCUCUAGGUUGAAUAGUAAGUGUGACCGUAAGGUGUCUCUGUACGGUUAUCUCAGGGGAACUAAUAUAAAGAAAAAUUCACAUCUACAUAUAGCGGGAGUUGGGGACUUCCAAAUCUCAGACAUCAGUUUCCUGCCUGAUCCUUGUCCUCUACCUACGGAGGUAAAGAAGAGACGUACAUUGGUUGAGAAGGAUAAAUGUAUCUACGCCCCUAUGUCAGGGGUGGGUGGAGUAGUUUAUGACAAGGACGCUGUAUACAUUGAUCUAGGAGGAAGCCAUUCUUAUGCCCGAGCUGAGGCUGAUAAGGACGAAGAAGAAGUUCAUGUUGCAGACCUUGUCAAGAAUAUUAUCAGCUCUGAAUUAAGUUUAAAUGAGAAACUGGAGAGAAGUGAACUUAAACUUUUUUCAUCCUCAACCCCCUUCACAUCACAGGAGCAUACUGAACGUAUGGAGGUCAAUAUUGGAGGACGUAGGAAGGUUAAAUUCCAGGACAACAAAGAGGAUGUGAUACAAGAGGACGUGGAGGAAAUGGUAGGAGAAGAUGAUGUAGAUGGAGAGGAUUCAGAAGAUAACAUUGAGGAGGAAGAAGAGAGCGUGGAAGAGGAGGACCACGAAGAAAAGGACGAGGAAGAGGAGAAUGAGGAAGAAGAGAAUGAGGAAGAAGAAGAAGAAGAAGAAGAGGAGGAUGAUGAUAAGUCUUUGUCUCUUGGCAAACGUAAGUCUGAAGACAAAACAAACAAAACUGUUAAGAAGCUAAAAACCUGGAAUCAGCCACCUAAAACCAUCAGUGAUAUUAACGCAGCCAUUCUCCAGGAAAUCGGAGGCAGUGCUUCAGAUGGGGAUUCAGAUGAGGACAUUGCAGAAGGAAAUGACGACAAUUUAGUGAAAUCCGAAGAAUCUUCAGAGGUAAGAAAAUCCUCUGAUUCUGUGAAAUCUGGUAGAUUCCAUCAUCGACUCGCCACUGAUAAAGAUACAGAGGCGCACAACAAAGUGACACAAGCUUUGUCAAAAAUCAACCAGAAGGAACAGAUGGAAGAUGAAGAUGAAUCAGAGGAAGAUGAAAAUGAAUCCGAAGAAAACGAAUCUGAUGAAGAGGAUGAAAGUGAAAUGGAAGAUGAAGAAGGCUCUAGAAGCAGAAAUGAGGGUGACUCAACUGAUGAAGAAGAAAAGGACGAAAAUGAAGAAGAGGAAGAGGAAGAAGAAGAAGGAGUCUUAAAAUGGAAAUCAGAUUUGGCGGGGAAAGCCAGAGAUGCUUUCUACGCCAGACAGUCCAGUACAGGCAGUCUGAGGCGGUUAGUAUAUGGCCAUCUCCAGGAUGAAGUUGAAGAUGAUAAAGAAGAUGAAGAUGAUGAGGAUGAAGUGGGAGGACUCUUUAAGAUAGUUCGACAAAACCAAGCCCAGAAAUCUGAAACAGCAAGAUUGGCAGAUGGGGAGGAUUGUUCUUUCUUCAAGGUUGAUAAUCUUCAUGAUUGGGAAAUUGAAGAUAUGUGCAAUAAAAUCAAGGAUUGUUUUGUGACUGGUAAGUGGGGCCAGGGUGAGGACGCUGAAGAACUUCUGAAGAUGGAUGACGAGGAUGAGGAUGAGGUCUAUGGGGACUUUGAGGACCUUGAGACGGGACACUCAGUUAAGGCCGGGAUGAAAAGUAUAGAUGAAGAGGAGGAGGAAGAAGAAGCACCCCGAAUAGUUGAUUAUGGAGGAGAUGCUCAAAGAGAAAAGGACAAAAGAAAGGCGCGUAUGGAGCGUAAGAUCCAGCUGAAACGACAGUUUGAUGUGGAUUAUGAUGAUGGUGAAGGCGGGGCAAAUUCAACCUUCUACGAUGAUCUCAAGAAAGAAGUUGAUGACCAGUCAACUCUGAAUCGGAAUGAGUUUGAUGGUAUGGAUGAUGCACAGCGUGUACUGUAUGAAGGAUAUCGUCCUGGCAUGUAUGUCAGAAUUGAGAUACAGGACACCCCUUGCGAGCUUGUAGAGUUCUUCGAUCCUUCAACACCUUUGAUAAUUGGUGGCCUGCUGAAGGGAGAGGACCAAAUAGGAUUUGUGCAAACCAGAUUAAAAAAGCAUCGUUGGUAUCCCAAAAUCCUGAAAAACCGAGAUCCUCUUAUUGUCUCCUUGGGUUGGAGAAGGUUCCAGACACUUCCAAUCUACAGCAUAUGUGAUCAUAAUAUGCGAAGACGAAUGUUGAAGUACACUCCAGAGCAUUUACAUUGUGAUGCAUACUUUUGGGGACCACUGACCCCACAGGGAACAGGUAUGAUGGCUGUCCAGUCUUUGGCAGAAAAACAAGAAAACUUCAGAAUAGUUGCUACUGGAGUAGUUCUAGAAAUGGACAAGACCAGCCAGGUUGUGAAGAAGCUAAAACUGACAGGAGCCCCAUACAAGAUAUUCAAGAAAACUGCUUUCAUUAAG
This is a messenger RNA of Eurytemora carolleeae, 3720 nucleotides long. RefSeq names its product ribosome biogenesis protein BMS1 homolog. Gene Ontology annotation, cellular component: 90S preribosome; nucleus. Gene Ontology annotation, biological process: maturation of SSU-rRNA from tricistronic rRNA transcript (SSU-rRNA, 5.8S rRNA, LSU-rRNA); endonucleolytic cleavage of tricistronic rRNA transcript (SSU-rRNA, 5.8S rRNA, LSU-rRNA); ribosome biogenesis. Gene Ontology annotation, molecular function: GTP binding; GTPase activity; U3 snoRNA binding. NCBI's taxonomy places the organism in Eukaryota, Metazoa, Arthropoda, Copepoda, Calanoida, Temoridae. The record is from RefSeq and is a predicted model, not a curated record.